Molecule: messenger RNA, 726 nt
Organism: Equus quagga
Lineage: Eukaryota; Metazoa; Chordata; Mammalia; Perissodactyla; Equidae
Product: olfactory receptor 6C2-like
Exons: 2
Biological process (GO): G protein-coupled receptor signaling pathway
Cellular component (GO): membrane
Molecular function (GO): G protein-coupled receptor activity; olfactory receptor activity
Source: RefSeq, a predicted model, not a curated record
UUUGUAUUUUUGUUUCUCACCUACGUGUUGAGUGUGGCUGGAAACCUCAUCAUUAUCACCCUCACACUUUUGGAUUCCCAUCUUAAAACUCCCAUGUAUUUUUUCCUCCGAAAUUUCUCUUUCUUAGAAGUCUCGUUCACCACUGUCUGUAUUCCCAGAUUCCUGUAUACUAUCACAACUGGAGAUAAUACUGUUACCUAUAAUGCUUGUGUUACUCAGUUAUUUUUUGUUGUCCUCUUUGGAGCAACAGAAUUUUUUCUCCUUGCCGCCAUGUCCUACGACCGCUGUGUGGCCAUUUGUAAGCCCCUGCAUUACACGACCAUCAUGAACAACAGAGACUGCGCUACACUUGUUCUCUCCUGUUGGUUUGCUGGCCUGUUGAUCAUCCUCCCACCUCUUGGCCUGGGCCUCCAGCUGGAAUUCUGUGACUCUAACAUAAUCGAUCAUUUUGCCUGUGAUGCAUCUCCUGUUUUACAGAUAACCUGCUCAGACACAGUGUUAAUAGAGAGAGUUAUUCUGAGUUUUGCUGUGCUGACACUCAUUACUACUCUAGUGUGUGUAGUCCUCUCCUAUACAUACAUCAUCAAGACCAUUCUAAGAUUCACCUCUGCCCAACAGAGGAAAAAGGCCUUUUCCACCUGUUCUUCCCACGUGAUUGUGGUUUCUACUUACUCAUCCUACAUAACUGCAACUUUGCACCCUUUGACCAACACGAAUGGCUUCUAA